Messenger RNA from Meleagris gallopavo (turkey), 2847 nucleotides. The record is from RefSeq and is a predicted model, not a curated record. Lineage: Eukaryota; Metazoa; Chordata; Aves; Galliformes; Phasianidae.
GGACCUUCCUUAGCAAUGUGAGAAGGGAAUCGCACAAGCAUACUGUGGAUUUUUUAUCUGUACAUACCACUUGAUUAUUGUCUGUCUUCUACUGAUCAACCCAAAAAGAAAGAUCAAACAAAAACUGUUGUCAGCUCUGCCCUAGAGCCGCCUGAAAUUUAUGACUCCUUUUGGAGAAACUACCUGGACUGUUAGAAAUGGAGCAGUUCAGGCUGUGUCUCUGAUCAGCAGAGCUCUCUGCGUGGAGUACAGACAUCAAGUUGCCUUAAGUCAAAGCAUAUGCAGGUUGCACUAAUUGUUGUAACUCUACUGCUGAUACCACUCCAGACUUCACUAGGACUUUCCAAGACAACAGUUUCUCACAUAGCUUGAAUGUUUGCAACUGAUGUUUGAAUAUUUCUAUUCGAUCUGGUGUGGCUGUGCAAAGUCAAAGGAGUUUACUUUUUCCUGCUAAAUUAAUAGUGAAUUUUGAAGCCUCCCUUCCAAGCGGGAUCUGUGCUAUGGCAGCAACCUACAGGCUUAUGGUCACAACUGUGAACUGCUACAGCAGCGUGGUGAUAGAACAGCACUUUCAGCACACAGUGCAUUACUGCCCGGGGACUUGCCAGGUGUUUAAGCAAGGAGUUGCAUGUAUAGUUGCCCACCACAGCGUGUGUGCAGAACUCAGUGUCCAAGAUGCCAACCUAGACCACAAAAUUCCGGUUUCUGAAAACGGACUUGCCUUGCCUGGAAAUGAGGACUAUCAGCAAAUACUCCUAAAUAAUCCAAGAAUCAAAAAGGGCUCUUCUGUGCAAGCUUCCGGCAGUUUAAAAGACAUUACUGGUGAGGCAAUAAAUCUCGCCAGUGGUAAAAUAAAGGAAUUCUCAUUUGAGAAGCUCAAAAACUCUUCCAAUCAUGUGGCCUACAGAAAGGGGAGGAAAGUUCGUUCAGAAUCAUUCAGCAGACGAUCAUUUGAUUUUGACAUGAUUUAUGGGCACUUCAGCAAUGAUGAGAACUCUCCUCCGUGUGGCUUUUUGCAGAGUCCCUCACCUGUGGAGAAGUGGCAGGAGAGCAACGAUGCUCCAGAAGUCAGUAUGAAUCCCAUGGUUCCCUUCUCACCCCAUUCCUUCUCUGACGAAAACUUCAUUACCCAGAUUUUGGAGAAGCACAAGCUGGAUGGUUCUUCUGGUGGAGAUAUUAAAGUGUGCUUAGACAUCUUGCUCAAGUGCUCAGAGGAUCUGAAAAAGUGCACUGACAUAAUAAAGCACUGCAUCAAAAAGAAAUCAGCAGGCAGUGUUAGCGGAGGGAGUAGCAGCGAUCCUCUGGCUAGUUCAGAAAUGAUAUACAUGAAUCUGAUGCGAAGAUUUUCUUCAUACCUGAAAAAGCUACCCUUUGAGUUCAAGCCACCCGGGCACAAGGAGGCAGGUGAUCUUGGAGAAUUAGUGAACUGUUUUCAUGGCUUGCAGCAAUCUCCCUUUUCCCCAAUAUUUGGAGAUGAGCAGCCACCUAGAUAUGAAGAUAUUAUUCAGCUUCCAUCCUCAAAUGCAGUUCCUGUCAGACCACCAGGUGACCAGUGUGAGGUGACAAGUGCCUCUCAGUCCAUCCAAACAAGCACUGUGAGCUUUACCUCAAACUCCCUUUGCAGCACCUCCCAGGAGAACAGUGUGAGAGCUGUGAAAGAUGCUUCUGUUCUACCUCAGUUACCAGCCACAAGCCCUUCAGACUGCACACCUUCCACUGAGGUUUUGUACAUCGAGGAAGAGUCAGAUGGGGAAAGAGUGUUAGAGAAAACAACGAGGGCAAAGGAGAAGGGGGACUGGGAGAGUUUAAAGCAUAGCUACCAGCUAUCUGGUUCUUCAGAUGUGAUUGCUGAUGUUAAAGCAGAACCUACCAGGAUAGGAGGUGAACUUUCUCACACUUCUGAGAAAAGUAAUCUUUUAAAACCAAUUUCAGAUUCUGUACUGCGUGGUUCUCAAGGUGGCGUCUCCAAAGGAGAACAGACGUGCAAGAUAGACAAGGAUGAAAUAGAUAAACUGCUGCUGGACUUGGAGCACUUCUCUCAGAAAAUGGAGAGUACUUUUAGGGAGCCCCCUCCAAAGGAGAGCGAACCUGCCUGUCUGCAGGUAUUUGGCUGGCAGGGUAGGCCGGUACUACCUGUGGCUCUUGAACCCAAAAGUAAACCCAAUGACCCCACUUCCCCUUUGUCAAAAAUCGUGGAAACCAAUGGUCAUAAAAUGGAAGAAGAUGACAGAGCCCUUUUACUGCGUAUCUUGGAAAGCAUCGAGGACUUUGCCCAGGAACUAGUGGAAUUCCAGACAGGCAAGGGAAGCUUGUCCAAGGAGAAAGAAGUGAUGCAAAUUCUUCAGGAAACAUUAUCAACUCCUUCACAGUCCCUCCUUGCAGGGCAAAAAAGCCAUGCUGGGGCUGCCUCCAGAGACUCUGUUCCAGCUCUGAUUCAGCAGGCACCAGAAGUAAUUAAGGUUCAAAGUAAGCAAGAGAAGAAACCUGGAACGUCAUCCCCAGUCCCUUUGAACUCAGUGGUUAGCCCUUGUGCUCUGCCUGUGAAUAAAGCCACCAGCAGUACCCCUUUGUCCGCAAACAUUCCACGUUUCUACUUCCCUAAAGGACUUCCAAACGUCUGCACUAAUCAUGAAGAGAUCAUUGCCAGGAUUGAAGCAGCCUUCACAGAGUUUGAAGAUGAGAAAGCCAACAUCUGUGAAAUGGGAAAAAUUGCAAAGAUAUGUGGCUGCCCACUCUACUGGAAAGCACCUAUGUUCAGUGCAUCAGGAGGACAAAGGACAGGAUGUGUAUCUGUGCACUCAUUUGUGUCUUUGUGGAGAAAGUGAGUAUAGAAAAUGCAAAGUUCUU